Molecule: messenger RNA, 2558 nt
Organism: Lynx canadensis (Canada lynx)
Lineage: Eukaryota; Metazoa; Chordata; Mammalia; Carnivora; Felidae
Gene: KLC1
Product: kinesin light chain 1
Exons: 17
Coding region: 108-2003 (631 amino acids)
Biological process (GO): axo-dendritic transport
Cellular component (GO): kinesin complex; membrane-bounded organelle; cytoplasm
Molecular function (GO): kinesin binding
Source: RefSeq, a predicted model, not a curated record
GUGGGUGCAGAGCCCCGUCUCCCCCCCGGGGGACCCUGUGCCCUGUGUUCCAUGUUUUCUUCUUGACUUCUCAUUUUGCUUGAGCGCAUCUUCCUGUAGCCUGAGAAAUGGUGCAUGAGAGAAUGUAUGACAACAUGUCCACAAUGGUGUAUAUAAAGGAAGACAAGUUGGAGAAGCUUACACAGGAUGAGAUUAUUUCUAAGACAAAGCAAGUGAUUCAGGGGCUGGAAGCUCUGAAGAACGAGCAUAAUUCCAUUUUACAAAGUUUACUGGAAACACUGAAGUGUUUGAAGAAAGAUGAUGAAAGUAAUCUGGUGGAGGAGAAAUCAAACAUGAUCCGGAAGUCACUGGAAAUGCUGGAGCUUGGCCUGAGUGAGGCACAGGUUAUGAUGGCUUUGUCCAAUCACCUGAAUGCUGUCGAGUCGGAGAAACAGAAGCUGCGGGCACAGGUUCGUCGCCUGUGCCAGGAGAAUCAGUGGCUGCGGGAUGAAUUGGCCAACACGCAGCAGAAAUUACAGAAGAGUGAGCAAUCUGUGGCUCAACUGGAGGAAGAAAAGAAGCAUCUGGAAUUCAUGAAUCAGUUAAAAAAAUACGAUGAUGACAUCUCUCCAUCCGAGGACAAAGACACUGAUUCCACCAAAGAACCUCUGGAUGACCUUUUCCCAAAUGAUGACGACGAACCCGGCCAAGGAAUCCAGCAGCAGCACAGCAGUGCAGCAGCCGCGGCGCAGCAGGGCGGCUACGAGAUCCCGGCGCGCCUGCGCACUCUGCACAACCUGGUCAUCCAGUACGCCUCCCAGGGGCGCUACGAGGUGGCCGUGCCGCUCUGCAAGCAGGCCCUGGAGGACCUGGAGAAGACUUCGGGCCAUGACCACCCGGACGUGGCUACCAUGCUGAACAUCCUGGCCUUGGUGUACAGAGACCAGAAUAAAUACAAGGAUGCCGCAAAUCUACUGAAUGAUGCCUUGGCCAUCCGUGAAAAAACUUUGGGCAAAGAUCAUCCCGCGGUGGCGGCCACUCUGAAUAACCUUGCAGUGCUGUACGGCAAGAGAGGGAAGUACAAAGAGGCCGAGCCGCUGUGUAAAAGAGCCCUGGAGAUCAGAGAAAAGGUUUUGGGAAAGGAUCACCCCGAUGUUGCGAAGCAGUUGAACAACUUGGCCUUACUGUGCCAGAAUCAGGGCAAAUAUGAAGAAGUAGAAUAUUAUUAUCAAAGAGCCCUUGAGAUCUACCAAACAAAACUGGGGCCUGAUGACCCCAAUGUGGCCAAAACGAAAAAUAACCUGGCCUCCUGCUAUCUGAAGCAAGGAAAAUUCAAGCAAGCAGAAACACUGUACAAAGAGAUUCUCACUCGUGCACACGAAAGGGAGUUCGGUUCUGUGGAUGAUGAAAAUAAACCCAUUUGGAUGCACGCUGAAGAAAGAGAAGAAUGCAAAGGAAAGCAAAAGGAUGGGACAUCUUUUGGAGAAUAUGGCGGCUGGUACAAAGCCUGCAAAGUUGAUAGUCCGACUGUUACAACUACUUUGAAAAACCUCGGGGCACUUUAUAGACGACAAGGCAAAUUUGAAGCUGCGGAAACAUUGGAAGAAGCAGCCAUGAGGUCCCGUAAACAGGGUCUUGACAAUGUUCACAAACAGAGAGUAGCUGAAGUGCUGAAUGACCCUGAGAACAUGGAGAAGCGGAGAAGCCGGGAGAGCCUGAACGUGGACGUGGUCAAGUACGAGAGCGGCCCUGACGGAGGGGAGGAAGUGAGUAUGAGCGUAGAGUGGAACGGGGACGGCACUGGAUCUUUAAAGCGCAGUGGCUCCUUUAGCAAACUCCGGGCUUCCAUUAGACGCAGCAGUGAGAAGCUGGUUAGGAAGCUGAAGGGAGGAAGUUCUCGAGAGAGUGAGCCAAGGAACCCCGGCAUGAAGCGUGCCAGUUCUCUGAGUGUCCUUAACGUGGGUGGCAAGGCAGCCGAAGACCGUGGUUUCCAAGAACGAAAUGAUUAUCUGGCAGACUCGUGAGCUCCGAGUGCCAGCCACACUGACCUGGCCCACUGAGGGUCGGGGCAGAGCUAGAUAAAAAUCCCCGAGACUUAACGGGGACACUGAGACCCUCAGAGCUUUGCCAAGCUCCUCUACUCUGCCCGGGACUCACCUCCCCAGUGACUUCCUUUUCUAGGUGGUGACCUCUACCACCUCGUGGCGGUUUGCCCCGAAUUCCGUUAAGCUGCCUGCAGUCCUAGCGAGCUAGAGCUGCUGGAGCGUGAGACUGGCCAGGCGUGGCGCCGGCAGCCUCAGCGUGUUUGGGACCGGCCGUUGUUCACGGACACUUGUACUUUCUGCCGCUACGCCAAGAUCUGUUUGCAGUUUUAGUAUCGUAUUAAGGCUCUAAAUGAAGACUCCGGAACCUUAAACUGCAUCUUUCUAGAAUGAGCAUCUGAUGGUCUGGGGCCAUGCUGCCUGGAAUUAAGAGGACAGUUGGUGCUCAGAGCUGGGAGAGACAGGGCGUCUUCGGUAGAGCCUCUUUUUGUGGAAAAUGAUGGCAGCAGCAGUGGUCUCGAGGACGCCAGCAUUAAC